Molecule: messenger RNA, 994 nt
Organism: Episyrphus balteatus (marmalade hoverfly)
Lineage: Eukaryota; Metazoa; Arthropoda; Insecta; Diptera; Syrphidae
Gene: RabX6
Product: ras-related protein Rab-6B
Exons: 2
Coding region: 138-767 (209 amino acids)
Molecular function (GO): GTPase activity; GTP binding
Source: RefSeq, a predicted model, not a curated record
CCUAUGUACGGUCGUUUGUACUCCUCUACAAUAAAAACGAACAAAUUAGCAAAACAAUAAUUGUACUUAAUUAAUUAACUUACAAAGCAAAAAAAAAAAAACAAGGUGACACCAUUAAUCUACCGCUACAAUUAAAUAUGGCCAAAGUUCGCAUACCCGAACAAAAAGUUAUUCUUUGUGGUGAAUAUGGUGUCGGCAAAAGUUCCUUGUUUCGUCGAUUUACCAACAAUAGUUUUGUCACCGAAACAGAUCGUAAAUCUACUCUCGGCCUGGAUCACAUGGACAAAGAAUAUACUGUCGAUGACAAAACCAUUAGACUUCAACUCUGGGAUACCGGAGGAAUGGAACGUGUCGCCUCUGUCACAUCCAGUUACUAUAAAUUUGCUGAAGGUGCUAUCCUAGUAUUUGCUUUAGAUAAUGCAUCCUCAUUCCAUUCAUUGUCGCAACACCUGUUAGACAUUGUCACAUAUGCCGAGAAUGCCAAAAUUUUCAUUUGCGGCAAUAAGUCCGACCUGGAGGGUCGAGAGCCGCAAGUGAGUGAUGCCGAAAUGGAGGCAUUCUGUGAACAAUGUCACAGUCUUAUUAGUGCCACAUACAAGACGUCCUGCAAGACGGGCGAAGGUGUUGAGGAAAUGUUUCGUGACAUAUCGAAUAUCCUUGUUGAUGCGAAUCGCUCAAAAAUGGAACUUCAAGCUCUGGAACAGCAUGGAUUCAAAAUUGACCAUCCCGAUGAGCCACCGGAAGAUGAUGGCAAUUGCAUUUGCUAGUUUAUUAUGUCCAUGUCACACUUAAUUUUUCAACCCUAAUCGACUUUUUUGAAUUUUUCUUUAUUUCUUUUUUUCAUCGAUUUGAGGACGGUUUAUUUAUUUAUAAUAUUUUUUUUAUAUCUAUCCGUCCCUAUAUUGAGCGGGAUUCCUUUGUUUUUGUUUCUCACCAUGACUUACACUUAAACAUAAAAUAAAAAGCAGAAAAAUAAAUUAUUAAUUUUUUUGUA